Messenger RNA from Fraxinus pennsylvanica, 429 nucleotides. The record is from the annotation of a GenBank genome assembly. NCBI's taxonomy places the organism in Eukaryota, Viridiplantae, Streptophyta, Magnoliopsida, Lamiales, Oleaceae.
AUGCUUAUGGCCCUCAGCCAUGGGCUGUCUCCGCCGGACAAAAAAAGGCCUAUUUCCGCCGCCGCAGAUAAUAAAAAACGCUUCCGAACAAAGUUCACUAAUGAUCAGAAAGACAAAAUGCUGGAAUUUGCUAGCAAAAUCGAGUGGAAUAUGCAGAAAAAAGACGAAAAUGUGAUCACAGAUUUCUGCAGCGAAAUUGGUGUAAACAGAGAUGUCUUCAAAGUGUGGAUGCAUAACCAUAAGAACACUUCUGGCAGUACAAGUGGUACUAUAUUUAACGCCCUCACCACCGCCUCCGUUGCCGUGCACAGCCACCACCAAGACGGCAACAACCUCCACAACGGUAAAGAUUUGGAUCAGCGCCACCUUCAAGAAAAUAGUGGUAGUAGUGGCCAUGAUCUUGGUACUAAUGGGUCGCCGUCUUCUUAA